Cheilinus undulatus (humphead wrasse) is the source of this 4198-nucleotide messenger RNA. RefSeq names its product ess-2 splicing factor homolog (gene ess2). The transcript is spliced from 10 exons. The coding region runs from base 224 to 1654 and encodes 476 amino acids. Gene Ontology annotation, cellular component: catalytic step 2 spliceosome. Lineage: Eukaryota; Metazoa; Chordata; Actinopteri; Labriformes; Labridae. The record is from RefSeq and is a predicted model, not a curated record.
UGCGCUGUGCCACAGUUAGCAUCCAGUAGGCUAGCUCGUUAGCUAUUUAACUGGUAAUAAUUAGUAGCGUUUAGACUUAAACUUCCAGUUUUAUGCUGUAUUAUUGACAUUAUAAACAGUGCCCCGACUUUAACGGGAGAACAUCAGCCUGGUUUCGAUUCCCGGUGUUUUUCGUUAAAGGGUUGCUGUCAGCCGUUAGCCUAGAAGGCUAACAGGCUCUACAAUGGAGGGCAGCGCCAGCGUGAGGAAAUCGCUGUCCGGGACUCUGGUCCCUUCAUCGGUCACCACAGUGGCUGUCAUACAACAACCCGAGGAGGAGAGCAAGGGGAAGCUUAAAAGAAAGGUCCUCGACGAAGAGGAGUACAUCGAGAAUUUAGAGAAGAUCAUCCAGAGGGAUUUCUUUCCAGAUGUGACUAAACUGCAAGCGCAGAAAGAUUAUCUGGAUGCAGAGGAAACUGGCGACCUGGAGAGAAUGAGAGAGAUAUCCAUCCGAUAUGGAUCAUCUCUGACGAAAUCUACCCCACACUCUUCUGCACCCUAUGUGACACCAGCUAGCUUUGAGACACCAGUAGGCCGCACAGGAUCUCCCUCAAGCACUCAUGGAAGUAAAGGUUUAGAUGGAGAGAGCAAAGAGGAAGAUAAGGAAGAGAAAGAGCUGCCUUCUCUGGAUCGUUUUCUCGCUAAAAACACCAGUGAGGAUAAUGCAUCGUUUGAGCAGAUAAUGGAACUGGCGAGGGACAAAGAGAAGCUGAAGCAUGCCUGGUUGUAUGAGGCUGAGAAUGAGUACAAAGAGCGUCAUGAACAGAAUCUCGCCUUACCAUCAGUAGAGAAGGCAGCACUGGAAUGUGUCAAAGCUGGACUUGAGACUUGGGAGUACAAGGCAAAAAAUGCCUUGAUGUAUUAUCCAGAAGGUGUUAAAGAUGAUGAUGCUUUAUUUAAGAAGCCACGGGAAGUAGUUCACAAGAACACACGCUUUGUUGGAGACCCAUUCAGCAAGGCUCUCAACAAAAGUCAGAUCCAGCAGGCUGCAGCCCUCAAUGCACAGUUUAAACAGGGAAAGGUUGGUCCUGAUGGGAAGGAGCUGAUCCCUCAUGAAUCCCCGACAGUGAACGGUUAUGGUUAUGAAACAAUGCCUUCGCCUGCACCUGGCGUAUCUGAGUCACCUUUGAUGACCUGGGGAGAGAUUGAAAGCACGCCGUUUCGUCUGGAUGGAUCAGAUACCCCAUAUGUUGAGAGGAACCACGGCCCGUCGUUUAAGAUUCCAGAGCCAGGAAGAAGAGAGAGACUGGGUUUAAAGAUGGCCAACGAAGCUGCAGCUAAAAACCGUGCAAAGAAACAGGAAGCCCUGCGAAAAGUUACAGAGAAUCUUGCAAGCCUUACACCUAAAGGACUAAGCCCCGCCCUCACCCCUGCCUUGCAGAGACUCGUAAAUCGAACAUCCAGCAAAUACACUGACAAAGCACUACGAGCCAGUUACACCCCGUCACCCUCACAUAGAGCCCCCGGCUGCAAGACUCCCUUCGGUGGUCCGUCCACUCCUUCAGGAACGCCGACCCCAAACAAAGCCAAGACGCCUAGCUCUCAGGACCUCACAUCACUCACAGACAAUCUGCUUCAGCUGCCCAAGAGACGAAAAGCCUCAGACUUUUUCUAGGGAACAGACACAGAUCUCUGAAGAGAUUAUGCAGAAACAGACUCGUUUAAAUGGAGAGAACUUGAUUUCAAGUCUACGGACCCGUUAUGGAGAAAUCUUUCGUCUGGAUGAAGACUGAUUUAUUUGUUACAGUCCUGUGCCAGCAGUUUUUUUUUUUCUUUUUAUGUUGAGUUUUUUUUAUUUACACUAUAAAUAUCCAGUGGCUGUUUCUGUGAAUCACACAAACACAAUAACCAAUAGCUGCUGGCCCAGCUGUCCACAUAUGCUCCCAUGCCAUAACAGUGUGUGUCACUGCAUUGGUUUGCAUUAAACCAGGCUUCAGCACAUCACACACUGUAAUAAAAAUGUUUUUGAUAAAAAAAGGGCUACAUUUAGACACCAUAUUUAUACCAAUUCAAGUAUGAAUGUUUCUUUAACUUUGCAUUGUCUUAUGAAGCAGACUCAAAUUAAGAUGAUGUCUCUUAAUGACAAAAAAGCAAACAAGAACAUCAGCAUCAAGAUCGACUGUUUUAUGGUAAUUUAUAAAGACUUGAAUCACUGCUGAUGGUGCAGGUGUUAAGUGAUUAAUUGCAUGCUGCAGAAACAGCCUUUUUCAUUUUCCAGAGCAGUGAUUUUAGAGGUGGUUACGUUUGACUAUUACAGGAAAGCCGGAUUUGAUUUUUUUAAAAUGCAACUUGCAAGUGUGCAGGGAAAUAAUCUGCAAAAAAGAAGUAUUGCUUUGUUAACAGGGGGCGCAAGAAUCAACACACUUACACACAAACUUAUAAUUUCUCACAGGAGCUUUAGUUUACAGGUCAGCGUAUUUUCAGGCAGAUCCGGAUGCUUUAGCACCUUUUCCCUGAAAUCAUUUAGUUAAGUUGGAUAUUUGUUACCAAAAUUAGUCAGCAAAAGACUAAAAUUAAAUGUUUUAUUUUUUCAAUAAUUUCUACAUCUUACUGACACUGGCACUAAAAUAACCGCAUGCCUAGAGGUUACUGGAUCCUCUCUGGCCAGCUUAAUUGCCAAAUGAGGUUGACCUCUUGUAUGAACAAGUCAAAACAAAACACUGCAGCUUGAUUUAUAACUUGACCUCUUCAGGAGGGGGGCCAGGGUUUAAAGAUCAGUGUUUGCAUAACCAGUCAUGUGAGUUAUAGGGCUGGUCAAGCAUCAGUGACAGCGGAGGACAUUACUCAUCUGAAACCACGGUGUAAUUCACCACACUUCAGUACAGUUAAUGUUUAAUAGGCAUGGUUAUUCUUUGUGAGAAAAUGUAUCAUCUUUGACAUGGUUGGUAAAAAAUAUUUACCCAUUUGUUGUCCAAUUCUCAAACACACAUGGUCUUAUCAUGCUGAUAGUGACUGCCUUAUAAUUUGGGCAGUAUAAUGCAGUUAAAGUGGCCUAAGCUGGGAUUUAUUUUUUAAUGUCUAAUUUAUAUGUUUAUUCUAUUCAAUAAACCCAACAAAACAGCGUAUAUAUAACAUAAAACCUUCAACUUUGAAUGAAUAGGAGCAGAAAGAAGAAUCUUAUAUAUGCCUUGUCUUUACAAAACAUAAAUCGACAAAGCAUUUAAAUACAUAACAUUUUUAAAAAGACAUAUUACUAAAACUCCUAUUUACAGGUCUGUGAGAAGUUUUAAAUAGUUAUAAAAAAGAUGCACUGACGUCUCAAUGACUUAGGAAAGCAAAGAGACAGACUGCUGCUAUAAUAAAUCAAUUAGUAUCACUGCGCUGAAAUAAGAUCGGAUAUAUGUUUUUUUCCUACAACAUAAAAUACCUGUAGAAACGCCCCAGUCAGAACUUUGAAACAUUUUAAACCAGAAAAGGGGCUCAACAGGGCUAUAGAGUCAAAAUGCUGAAAAUAUAAACUCAUCUACUAGACCCUUGGUUCCCAACCUGGGGUUUGGGACCCCCUUUGGGUGCAGCAGAGAUUUCAGGGGGGGCUGCAAGGGUCUGUCCCCUCUGAGGUUGUUAAAAUUAGGGUCAUUUAAACUAUCGAAAAUCAUGAUUAAACACAGAAAUUGUUCAUACAAACGUCUUGGUAAUAACACUUGUGUUUUUGGCUUGUUUGUUUGGUUGUAAAUGAUGAAAAUAAUUCAAAUUGAUGUGUAUUUUUGACAACAAUAAGUCUUUAGUUUUUCAUGUGGGUCAUCAGGGGUCACAGCUCUUAGAUAUGUGAAGGGGGGGCUCAAUGGAAAAAAAGAUUGGGAACCGCUGUACUAGACCUUCCUUAACUUGCUUUUUUUGCACUUAAACUUCUCUCACUCAAACAUUGCAAUUUGUUAGUCACACUAAAAAUUUUAAUAGAAGAGAUAAGAAUGCAUUGUAAAGAUGUAAUGGUGGUGGAGUUAAAGUAGAUCUAGGUGUAGUUCCAUUCUAGCCUAACUUUAGCAUUUUUACUUUUUCCUUUUGCUUAAAAAUUAUUGAAGUACUUUUCAUUGUAAGAUUAUCUACAAAACAGAACACAUAGGUGUCAAACAUUUUUUCUUACCUCAGAGCUUAUUUGCAGUAAUAAUCUGAAAACUGAAAGGUCUUUUUUUGUCAGUGGAACCAACGUAAUGUCCUGGGU